Messenger RNA from Hydra vulgaris (swiftwater hydra), 4424 nucleotides. RefSeq lists its product as uncharacterized. NCBI's taxonomy places the organism in Eukaryota, Metazoa, Cnidaria, Hydrozoa, Anthoathecata, Hydridae. The record is from RefSeq and is a predicted model, not a curated record.
UAAAAAAGUUCCGGUAAAAUUUACACGAACUGUUCAGGCGAUUUUUUACGCCUGAAACUUCAGGCGAAACAACUGAAUGUUCGAUCGAUGCGUUCUGACGAUGUCUUUUGCCUGAACAGUUCAGGAUUAGUUUAGAUCAACAGUUACAGUUAAUAUAAAUUAUUCCUGAACUUUAGACAAACUGCACGAACCCGUAAAAACCGGAACUUUUAAUCUUAACUUUUUGCUUUUUAAAAGAAUGUGCUCGGUAAUGUUAAAAAAUUUAAACACUCAUGAGUUGAUUAAUCAUUUGAUUUCAAAAGGAAUUUCUGUGGAAACAACUGCUAAAUUGUCAAGAUGUCAAUGUGUUGUUACCUUUGCCCCAAAGAUUUUUCAACUGUUGCUUUUUACAUAAAUCACUUGAGGAACUUUCAUCUUUUGUUUGAGCCUUGUCAACUUCGUUGUAAUGUUGAUGGUUGUAUAAGAUUGUUUACUACAUACAAUAUGCUUAGAAAACAUAUAAAUAAAGAUCAUGCCAGUUUUGUAGUUAAUAUUGCUCGAACAUUUAGCAUAAGUUGUGAAAAUCCAGUAACACCUACUUCUGAAGCUAAAAGUGAAAUUAAAAUAGACAAAGAAUGUGAGAUAAAAAUUGAUGACGUUGCCUCACCUAUUGUUGAUGAGUAUGGCAUAUCACAAGCAGCAUUAAAAUUUAUUAUGGCUUUAAUGUCUUCCAGUUCUAUUCCUCUAAGUACUUCAGAGUUUGUUAAGAGUUGUUCACAAAACCUAAUUGAAGACAUACUUAGUUAUUUACUAUGUAAAACAAUUGCUAUACUGAAAACAUAUAGGUGUGAGAAACAUGUAAUUGACAAUUUAACAGAAGAGUUUAACAGAUGGAAAACACCUUUUAGUGGAAUUGAUUCACAACAUCGAAUAUUAUCAUAUUUGAAAAAUAAAGGCCUAUAUAUUGAACCAGUACCACAUUCAAUGGGUGAACGAUGGGAUACAAAACGUGACAGAAAGACUAAAAGGCAAAUGCAAGUCAAAGUAAAAGAUUUGUUUUAUUACAUACCUAUUGAAAGCACAAUAAAGCUUGUGUUGCGACAGCCAGAAGCCUUGAAAAUGUUAAAAGUGGAGCAAAUAUCUAAUUUAGAUUUUGUUGAAGAUUGGUUUUGUAGUGAAAAUGGAAAAAAAUUAAUGGCAUAUGCCAAAUUUAAAUUUCCGAAAAGUUUCCCUUUGUUUAUUCAAAUUUACUUCGAUGAAGUAGAGACCACAAAUCCUCUUGGAUCAAAAACAGGCAUUCAUAAACUUGGUGCCUUUUAUUUUGUGAUAAAGAACUUUCCUCAUGCGGCAAACUCAGCCUUGAACAACAUUCAUAUGUUAGCAUUAACUCACGCAAUAGACAUAAAGAAAUAUUCAGCAGAACCAGUGAUAAAAGUGAUUGUAAAUGAAUUGCAAAAACUUCAUGACGAAGGAUUUGAUAUUUUUAUUGAAGGCAAAAAAACUAACUUUAGAUGUUUACUAACCCAAAUUGUUGGAGACAAUUUAGGUCUGCACUCUAUAUUAGGAUAUAUGGAAAAUUUUAGUACUGUUUCUUUUCCAUGUGACAUGUGCAUGAUAUCACAAGUUGACAUACAGCAUGUUUUUAAAGAAGAAAAACAAGCUCUCAGAACAGACAUUUUAUACAACUCUCAAGUUCAUCAGAUGCAAAGAGGCAAAAUUUCUAAUAAGAACUGUGGAAUUAAGCGGUUUACUUGUUUAACUGAAUUGCCAUAUUAUCAUCCUGCUUCGAAUGAUUCUGCAGACAUAAUGCAUGAUAUUUUUGAAGGAGUUAUUCCGUGCGAAGUUAAAUUGUUUCUUUACCAUGUGUUGUAUGAUGUCAAAUGUAUCUCCAUUACAGAACUGAAUAGGCGAAUCAAGUUUAUGGAUUAUGGUAUUGUCUGCAGCUCAAAACCUAGUACUAUUAAUGAGUCGCGUAUGAAAAGUACUGACUCUUUACUAGGUCAACGCUCUGCUCAGAUGCUUACACUGUUUAUGUAUUUGCCACUUAUUUUGUCUGAUGUUAUUGAUAAAGUAGAUACACAAAAGUGGAAACUUUACCAAAUCUUAAAGCAAUUGUGUGAUAUAAUCUUAUCUCCAAAUUUAAAUUGUUUACAAGUCACGUAUAUUGAGGAGUUAGUAAUGGAACAUCAUUCAUUGAUGAAAGAAUGUUAUCCUGAGAAAAAACUUCUUUAUAAGCAUCACCGAAUGAUUCAUUAUGGAACUAUUAUAAAACGAAGUGGGCCUCUUCUUCACAUGAUUGUUAUAAGGUAUGAAGCCAAGCAUAAUUUUUCAAAAAGAUUAGCUCAUAUUGUUUGCAAUUUUCAGAACAUUUCUUAUUCAAUUGCAAAAAGACAUCAAAUUGCUCAUGCUUUAGCAUGGAUGACUCAUGGUCCCCUAAAAAUCAUUACUGAUGUAAAAAAUAGUGCAAUGUUUUUAGUUUCAGAAUUAAAGAACAAAAAUCUUAUUAUUCCCUUUAUUGGUGAAGAAAGUGAGGUUUUAGCUGUUGAUUGUGUUACCGUUUUGGGUCAGAAAUUUAGAUCAAGUGAAACAAUUCUUUAUGAUUUUAAUAGUGAUGGUGAACCAAGUUUUGCUCACAUUGACCAGAUUUUUGUUCAUUGCGAAGUUGUGUAUUUUUUCACAACAAAGUGGAUUGUCCACAAAUACUGCAAUCUAUCUUUAUCUUACUGUUGUUUACUAGAUAACCAAAAACUAUGUAUAAGAACAUGUGAUAUAAUAGAUUACAAACCUCUUAAUGCAGUGCGUUGUUUGAAAAUAAAUUGCCCAUUCAUGCACAUUAUCUUGAAUCAUCAACUAUGUCAUGAUAACUUUCUAUACCUACCCCACGAAAUAUCUGGCGAUAUUGAACAAUCCACAGAUUUUGUGCAGACAGAGUGUUUACAAACUGAUUUCACUGUUGAAAAUAAUCUUGUUUCACCUAAUCAGACUAGUUCUAGUACUAGUUUAUCAACUUCCAAUCCCUUUUCAGAUUCAACACAUUCACGUGAUAGCGAUGUUCUUCAUACUCCAUAUCCAGUACUUAGAAUAGACAAUAUCAAAUUUGAUGUUCGAAAACUGCUUGAUGAGCAUCAGACAGGUAAACGUGUCAUUGUUGAAUAUGAGACAACUGGAAUGUUAAUAAAGUACAGAUUUGAAAUGGUUCAUAUCCUUGUUAACAUUAUGGUAAAUAAAGUUGGAAACAUGUAUCCAUCAAGAGCAACAAAAACAAAUCUUGCUAUGUCAAUUAUUAAUGCUUUUCCUAAACUGCACUCUGGUGGACCUCUAGGAUAUGAAAAUUACUAUUGCGCUUAUAAGGAAGUUGAAGUAAAUGGCAAAAAAAAGAAAAUAACACCUCAUGGACAUAUCGAGGAGCGGCUGAAAACAAUUAGGAAGUUUGAUGGUGUCCAUGCCCAAUCUACACGAAAACGAAAAUCCGUUUCUCAAACGACUUUUGAUGUUGCAGUUCCUUUUUCAAAUGAAGAACGAAACAUUAUAAGUGAGUUGUCAUUUGAUGACAUUCAGUAUGACCGAAAACAAUAUAUUCUUGAAAAAACUAGAGUAUCGCGAAGAAACUGGAUUCUGUCAUCAAAACCACCUUUUCAUGAAUUUAUUCGGAAAUUUCCCCCAUUUAAAGAUUUAGGAUUUGAUUUUCAAAGAGAGUUUACAGCAACAUUUGAAAAUGCUAAAGAUUUGCUUACGCAAUGGGAGGAUAUGGCUCCUCAUGUUAUUACUUGGGCUCGUAGAAAGGAGAAUCCGAUGGCAAAGCAACUACUUUUAGAGCUUGACAGCCAGCUAAUACCUGCAAAUCAUCGAUAUAUGGAGUUUGCAUUUCACUUGCUUCCAUACAUUCUUCAAGUGCCUCCUAGAAAUAAGGAUCGACCGUCUACAGCUGAAGUUGCAGCUCACUUUAUUCAAAUCUUUCCUGAAACUACAGCUAUGGAGACGAUAAUUGAUGCAAAUAGACAUACCUCUUUCAUGCAUCCAUUUGUUAUUGCACUAGGGGCUCGAGGCAAUUUGAUUCAGUCAUUUAUUUUUAUAGAAGACAAUGUUAUUCCUAUUAGAAAUGGCAUGUUAAGUGCAGUCGACCGUUUGCUGAAACUAUAUUUUGUAAUCGAUAUUAAAUAUGCGAAAGAGUGCAAACAUGUUUUACAUUUUUUGCAAUGUGUAGUUAUGGGUAUUCAUGACGAUUUGCCGUUGUCAAGAGGAGGCAGUGAUCUUUCGUUGUUUGUUAAUGAAAAAUUAAGGAGUGGAUAAACUUUUAAAUGUUUUUAUUUUAAAGGGUACGAAAAUAUAUUAUAUCAAGAAAAUAUCACGUACUUUAUAAACAAUCAUGUUUGUAAUUCUGUUGAAACUUAUAAUAUAAAUUAUAAAAUUGUUUAAUUGAAUAAACAUGAGCUUUUUUUUUUUAA